UCGAACUACUUGAACAGAAAUAAUACGAUUGACACUCAUCGAAAACAAACAAGGUUCAUACACUGAUAAUAAACACACCCGAUAUCAUGGGAUAACCACCAAUGAUAUUUCCAUUCGGGCCAGUGAAACCUGCUAAAACUCCCCUGAAGAUUACCUAAACUAUCCCCACUAUCCUUAAGCCCUUACAAAUUUAAUUACGAGCCUAUAUCCGAAACAUUGCCAAAUCUGGUCAGUGUUUCAAGUGUUCUUCUAGAGGUAGCACAAGAAUGAGGGUUUACAAAAGUGACGGUACCUUCACGGAGGAUACAAAUGACAACGACUUCGGGUGGUCGUUUAGUGAAAUAGCGGUGGACGACGGCUUCGAGAGGGCUGACCAGUAUAACAAGGAGACCAGAGUUCUCACCGCUCUGAAGAAAUAUCUACCAAAACAUCACUCAGUAGAGGCAUUGGAAGCCCUCCUGAACCUCGAGCUUGCCGAGGAAGCAUCUGAACCACCAAAUCUCAAACUGGGCCUUCUUCCCAACUCCCCAAUCGAAAAACUACUCAAGGAAAAACUGAACUUCAGAAUCCCCUCCAAACAAGAACUGGCCAAAAACAUCAAGCCCUGCAACCCCGAGUCUAAGAUGCUUCUCGCUGUCGUUUAUUUCGCGAAGUACAAGAGCCUCAUCAAGGAAGAGGCAGCUGAGGAUCUAAUGAAGAACCUAGACGUGAAGACGACGAAUUUCAAGUACUUCUUGAAGGAGGAACCGACAGACAUUUCGGAAGAAAUGUACAAAGAAAUCCUCUACUACCACACCAACAAGGAGGACAGCAUGCUGAGUCUGAUGAUGGAGCUGAUACUCAAAGAUAUCGAGUGCAACGCUAAUGAUUUGGUGUCCCCCCCUGAAGAGGAGAAAGCUGUAUCUUUGCCUCAAUUUGUGGUGGAAACUAGCGAUUUAGGCAACAGCAUCGACAGUGGCACUUCCAGCAAAGGGGAGCCUAGCAGGGAUUACCCCCAAACAGCGAACAGAUCGAAUAUUUUGAGCAGCAUCGGCCUAGAUUAUGAAGACAGAAGCAUUCGCUGUCUUAGAGAAGAGACUUGUGAAAUGCAUCACCAUUUGGCAGAGAUUAGGAAAAGCUUUCAGGAGUGUGAUGUCAAGGUUAACAAUCUGCUGAAGGAAACAAAUGCGUUAAGGAACGACUUGAGGGAGACCCAAUACCUAGACGACUUAAUCAAUCUAUUGGAGGGUAACUUAGAAAAAGUGGCGUCGAAGAAACUGCCGUUUCGGAUUUUCCAACAGAAAAACAACCCAACUGUUCAUGCAUCAGAGCUCAAUCUUAUAAUUUAAGAGUACUUUGGUCUCAGAGCCGAAUAGACAAAUUUUAUGGAUGGCCAGAAAUCUUAUGAUGAAUGAUUUUCAUAACGAUGCAAGAAUAACAGGAAAUUUGGAAAGUUUCUAUGUGUGCAGUCAGUUUCUGUGAAAAUUGUUACAGAGGUUUGUCAUGAAUAUGAAAUACUGACUUGCCAUGUGGAAAAAACGUUUCAACAAUUGAACAAUUUUGUAAACAUGAUUGAAAUAAAGCGUUCCUCUAAUUGAAAGA
Leptinotarsa decemlineata (Colorado potato beetle) is the source of this 1581-nucleotide messenger RNA. RefSeq lists its product as uncharacterized. The record is from RefSeq and is a predicted model, not a curated record. NCBI's taxonomy places the organism in Eukaryota, Metazoa, Arthropoda, Insecta, Coleoptera, Chrysomelidae.